Messenger RNA from Microthlaspi erraticum, 738 nucleotides. The record is from the annotation of a GenBank genome assembly. NCBI's taxonomy places the organism in Eukaryota, Viridiplantae, Streptophyta, Magnoliopsida, Brassicales, Brassicaceae.
AUGCUGAAGUAUAAUGGAGCGGAAGAGGCCUCGACUCAGUCUAAGGAGACGGGGGUGUGGUGGGACAUCAAUAUCUGUCAGGUUCCCCAAGACUUUGAUCCUUGUAAGGUCCGUCAGAAAUUAGAAUCAGCGUUUUCACACAGCCUUCCUACCACCGUCCUUGCCUUUGGCAACCUAGAACGCAUCCCCCCUAGCGUCUUGGAAGCGAUCUCAUCCACUGGAAUCAUUCUGAGACACGACCAAGAAGGUGAAAAGAAAUCCAUUUUUCUGGAUAUGAAGAGGUGGACAGAUGAAAAUCCACCUCCAGCAACGUUAGUUCUCAUAUCUGAUCGUGAAGAGCACUUUGUUGAAAGUGGGGUACUCCCCUCGUUUGAGGAGCGUGGAUACACGAUUAUUCGUUCAUUUCAAAACCAUCCGAAAGUUCCACCCAAUUACGCUUCUCGAACGAUCCUUUGGGAUUACUUAUUGUCAGCCAUGUCUGAGGAUACUAAACAGGAGUUGAAGGACAAGUACACUUUAAGUGAAACUGCUUGGCAUUGCGACAUAUGUAUAGUUUCUGGCGAAAGCGUUGAAAGUUUGACCAGGCAUCUCAAAAGUGAAGAACAUAAAAAACAAGGGUUGAUGUCUAUGUCUAUAGACCCUUGCUCUUCUGGAGAGGAAGAGGCCUCGACUCAAUCUAACAAGGCUAUUAAGAGGCAAUCAGAGGCAAGUCUCAACACUUCAAUUUCAAGGAUUUAG